Momordica charantia (bitter melon) is the source of this 2971-nucleotide messenger RNA. Its product is annotated as 1,4-alpha-glucan-branching enzyme 1, chloroplastic/amyloplastic. The record is from RefSeq and is a predicted model, not a curated record. Gene Ontology annotation, molecular function: cation binding; 1,4-alpha-glucan branching enzyme activity; hydrolase activity, hydrolyzing O-glycosyl compounds. Lineage: Eukaryota; Viridiplantae; Streptophyta; Magnoliopsida; Cucurbitales; Cucurbitaceae. Gene Ontology annotation, cellular component: cytoplasm. Gene Ontology annotation, biological process: glycogen biosynthetic process.
CUCGUGAUCGUUACAUUAAUGAUUAAACAUUCGUGCGACAUCUUUUCUUCACCGUUCAACAAUUUUCUGUUCGUAAUCAAGAAUUUGGGAGAAGAAGGCAAAUUAACGAUGGAGAUUCUUCUGAUUCAAGUGCCAGUGAGUGAGAUAUUUUAAUCGGAGGGGAAGAAGUAUUCAGAGUACAGCAGAAUUCUCAGAAUCGGAAUGUUGAAGUGAUCCUGAGCCGCAGAACAUGCUGGCUUCUUCUUGCGUUCUUCCUCCAACUUCUCUUGCUUCUUUGUCACUUUCGGCGAAGAAAAAUUUCUCUGCGGGCUCAAGAAAUAAAUGGCCUUCGUUGAGACGACAAAUUGAGCUGAUUUUUGUGUCCAGAAUGUCGCACCAUCGGCAUAUGAACCCAUUUAUGCACCCAAUCUCAACUUACAAAAGGGGCCACAGUUCUGCAAUCUCUUGUGUCAUGACAGAUAAUGCACCAACAAUAACAUCUGCUGACGAGAUCAUGGAAAAUAUGGGCAUCUUGAGCCAUGAUCCAGGCUUGGAACCCUUCAAAGAUCAUUUCAAAUAUAGAAUAGGGAGAUACGCAAAUCUACUAAGCCUUUUAGAGAAGCAUGAAGGAGGUCUUGACGAAUUUGCACAAGGAUAUUUAAAAUUUGGAUUUAAUCGAGAAGAAGGUGGCAUUGUGUAUCGUGAAUGGGCUCCUGCUGCUCAGGAAGCACAAAUUAUUGGGGACUUUAAUGGAUGGGAUGGGUCCAACCACCAAAUGGAAAAGAACGAAUUUGGAAUUUGGAGCAUAAAACUUCCUGAUAAUGGUGGCAAACCGGCUAUUACUCACAAUUCAAGAGUUAAGUUCCGUUUCAAGCAUGGAAAUGGAGUUUGGAUCGAUCGCAUCCCUGCUUGGAUUAGAUAUGCUACUGUGGAUCCUACAAGAUUUGCAGCACCAUAUGAUGGUGUGUAUUGGGACCCACCUCCUCUAGAAAGGUACGAAUUUGAGCAUCCACGUCCUGCAAAGCCUGAAGCCCCACGGAUUUAUGAAGCUCAUGUUGGAAUGAGUAGCUCAGAACCGCGAGUUAAUUCAUACAGAGAAUUUGCCGAUUUUAUUUUACCUCGUAUUAAAGAAAAUAACUACAAUACAGUCCAGUUGAUGGCUAUUAUGGAACAUUCAUAUUAUGCAUCAUUUGGGUACCAUGUUACUAACUUUUUUGCUGUAAGCAGCAGAUCUGGAACUCCUGAGGACCUAAAAUAUCUUAUUGACAAGGCCCAUGGCUUAGGUUUACGGGUGUUGAUGGAUGUUAUUCAUAGCCAUGCAAGUAAUAAUGUCACUGAUGGCCUUAAUGGCUUUGAUGUUGGUCAAAGUUCCCAAGGUUCUUAUUUUCACACUGGAGAUCGUGGAUACCACAAGCUGUGGGAUAGUAGACUCUUCAACUAUGCCAAUUGGGAAGUUCUUCGUUUCCUUUUAUCAAACAUAAGGUGGUGGUUGGAGGAGUACAAAUUUGAUGGUUUUCGAUUUGAUGGAGUAACUUCAAUGCUGUAUCAUCACCAUGGAAUCAACAUGGGUUUCACUGGAAAUUAUAAUGAGUAUUUCAGUGAAGCAACAGACGUUGAUGCUGUUGUGUAUUUGAUGCUAGCCAAUAAUCUGAUUCACAGCAUUUUGCCAGAUGCAACUGUAAUUGCUGAAGAUGUUUCGGGCAUGCCUGGUCUUGGAAGACCUGUUUCCGAAGGGGGUAUUGGUUUUGACUACCGCCUCCAAAUGGCCAUUCCUGAUAAAUGGAUUGAUUACUUGAAGAACAAAACUGAUGAGGAAUGGUCCAUGGGGGAAAUAAGUUGGAACUUGACAAAUAGAAGAUAUUCUGAGAAGUGCAUAUCUUAUGCUGAGAGUCAUGAUCAGGCGAUUGUUGGAGACAAGACCGUUGCAUUUUUGCUGAUGGAUAAAGAAAUGUAUUCUGGCAUGUCUUGUUUGACUGAGGCAUCUCCCAUAGUUGAAAGAGGGAUUGCACUGCACAAGAUGAUACAUUUUAUAACCAUGGCCUUGGGAGGGGAGGGCUACCUUAAUUUCAUGGGAAAUGAGUUCGGGCAUCCCGAGUGGAUCGACUUCCCACGAGAAGGCAAUGGGUGGAGUUAUGACAAGUGCAGGCGACAGUGGAAUCUGCCUGACACAGAUCACCUGAGAUACAAGUUUUUAAAUGCUUUUGACAGAGCAAUGAACUUGCUUGAUGAUAAGUUUUCCUUCCUUGCAUCAAGUAAGCAGAUUCUGAGCUGCACAAGUGAAGAAGACAAGGUGAUCGUCUUUGAACGUGGAGACCUAGUGUUCGUGUUCAACUUUCACCCUGUAAACACAUAUGACGGAUACAAAGUCGGGUGCGACUUACCUGGAAAGUACAGAGUCGCACUUGAUAGCGAUGCUUGGGACUUUGGCGGUCAUGGAAGAAUAGGCCAUGAUGCUGACCAUUUUACGUCCCCGGAAGGAAUCCCUGGGGUGCCUGAAACAAACUUUAACAACCGACCGAAUUCCUUCAAAGUACUCUCACCGGCUCGAACAUGUGUGGUUUACUACAGAGUUGAUGAAAGUAAAGAAAAAGAAAAUGGCGAUUCAGUUGGUACAAACAAGCCGCUUACCACAGAUGUCUCGGCAAGGCACACAGAGGAGGAAGAUGAAGAGUUGACACAUUCUGAAGAGGGUGACAUUGCUGUAGGUGAGACUAGGACCACAAAUGUUGAAGACGACAAUAUCGAUACGAGCAAGAGUGAAGAUGGUGACGAUGACCCGAGCAAGAGUGAAGAUUUACCAGUGAAAGAGACCAGAGCAAGAGCAUGAGAUGAGUAGAAGACUUGUAUGCAAGUACAUGCAUUGAGUUUCUAAUGUAAAUAUAUAAAACUCAAUGUAUACGGCAGUGAUAUGCCGGCAACUUUAAUAUUGUUCAAGUUUCACUCUAAUGUGCAUUGUAUAAUUCAUAAAGAAAGCUCACACAUGUUCCAUAUA